Molecule: messenger RNA, 1085 nt
Organism: Haliotis rubra (blacklip abalone)
Lineage: Eukaryota; Metazoa; Mollusca; Gastropoda; Lepetellida; Haliotidae
Exons: 2
Coding region: 36-647 (203 amino acids)
Source: RefSeq, a predicted model, not a curated record
CAACAACUACACCGACGACAACAACUACAACGCCAAUGACAACGGUGGUCAACGACGCAACGACUAUGGGUGCUAUUAUGGUGGACAUUAUGGUGUUAUUGGACCACUCCGCCAGUACAACCCGUUUCCAAGGUCUAAAUGCCUUCUAUAACCCCGCCAUCAUUGACUGGUCCAACACGUUCGUCGACAAUCUCCCUCUCGCCAGAUGCCCCGUCGGCUUCACCGUCUUCGAGAACAAUGUUCAGACACUGCAGACCAUCACCAGCGAUAACGCAGUGUUAAACGGCGUCAUCAACGCCCUAGCCACCGACAACACCAUCCCGUUUGCUAGCUCCGCUGUCGACCUAGGCAUUACAGAGGCAACCAACCAGCUGAUCAACAACGGCAAUGCUGGAGCGAAUAAGGUGUUGGUGGUCCUUCUUGAUGGAUCGUCUAACAAUGAUGCGGCUACGGAAGCUGCUGCUGUUGCUGCAGAGAAUGUGGGGGUGGAGACAUGGGUAGUGACCUUUCCGACCCUCAUGGGUGUGGCUAUCACACAGACCCAGCUGCUGGCCAUUUCUCGGAACCCAAGUCGUAUUAUCAGCGUUAACAAUGACCAGGAACUACCGCCGGUUGCAGCCAAUCUGGUUCUUAGUGUCUGCCCGUAGCCCUGGGAUGACAGCGUCAACUGUUCAUAGUGGACAAUUGACCAGGAUGCUUGUGGAAUGUUUGACAGCUUCGAUGCCAAAAAUAAUUGUCUUAACAUUAACUCUUUAUCGCUGCCAAGGAUGGCAUCUAUUUUAUGAUGCGACACCCUAGUGGCUUUAGGGUGAUUUGUAUCAUACACAAGUAAAGUGACGUGCGAAAGAAAUGUACACGCUGGUUGGUGGUGGCUAAAACUAAAACAAAGAAGGAAUGGUUAUUCGAUGUGGAUGUGUUACGGGUAUCACACUUCCUACGUUCGCAGUGUUCAGGUAACUGUUUUCAGAUUGGUAACGGUUUUAUAAGGUUUAUACGUUUUUGUACGAAUCCAGUUUCCAAAAGUAUAAUUUCUAAUGCCCUACAAUUUACAACUUAGGUGCGGGUGUUUAAAAAGAUUGUAAUAA